GGGUCGGAAUUCCAAGUUAGGGGGGAACGAGUUUCGCGUUUGAGUGGGACGCAGCAGCAUCAAGAAUAUUCGCUCAUGACAACAUUCAAUCGGUUGUUCAUUUUUAUUCCACACUGUAUACGAUAAGUCUAGUUUCCCGCACUCUGAUUCGCUAGUUUGCAGAGUUUGCUAGUCGCACUAGCCAAUCCCAGACCGGAUGUGGCGUCACAACCGCGAGAAGCUUCUCGUUGGAAGCUAACGCUGAAAAAGUCGCUACAGUUCGUUUUAUUAAUCAACUGUCAAGAUGAUCUUGACAGUGAAACCUCUCCAGGGCAAAGAAUGUAGCGUCCAGGUUGCAGAAAACGAGAAGGUGUUGACAGUGAAAGAACUGGUGUUUGAGCGCUUGAACAUUCCGCCGCAUCAACAGCGGCUGCUCUAUAAAGGAAAAGCCCUGGCAGACGAAUACAGACUGAGCGAUUACUCCAUCGGUCCAGAGGCCAAGCUGAACCUGGUGGUGCGGCCAACAGGAGAGAGAAACAACGGCUCGGCAGUAGGCAGUAACUCCAGUAGCAGCAGCACUGGGAGUGGAGUAUGGCAGUUACUGUCCACCAUCCUGGCCAAACACUUCAGUCCUGCAGAUGCAGCCAAAGUCCAGGAACAGCUAAUUAAGGAUUACGAACGUUCCCUCCGACAGCUCAGCCUAGACGAUAUCGAGCGCCUGGCUGGACGCCUGCUGCACCCCGAGGCAGAGGGAAUGGACAUGUCAUACAUGGACUGAGACAAGCUACAAGCAUACAUAUAAAUAAAUAGUCACAAACACAAAAGCACACGUUGACAGCAGCAACCUGACGUUCGGGGAAACACACGCGACGAGGACGUUUAGGAAAUGUCCGGACUGUAAGACCACGUCUGCUUACUUCAGGUUGGCCGCAUGCGAGCGUGGCUCAGCGAAAACAUGUCCCCCCAUCCCCCUCUCUUGCUUUCAGAUGCCAUUUGCAAACGUGACUGCCAUCAGUAUGCUCCUGGGUUUUAUUUUUCCCAUCUUCCUUCAUGAAGGAGUGAGAAAGGCAUGAUGACACCAUGAGUACAGAUUAAACAGUGCACAUAAAGAGUGGUUGUGUUUGAUUUCAGACGCACUCAGAUUUCUAACUCUGAAUAUUUAUUCCCAUUUUCUUAUUCUUUCUACGACCACAUGAGGAUUGAUGAAAGCUCGAAUGAUGUGUUCCUGGUGGUACAAGUGUAGAAUUUUAAAAACGGAACUGCCCUAAGAUACAUUGGGGUUAACUUCCUUCUUAAACCAGAAUAAAAUGCUAGAAGGAAAUGGUCUAUAAAUAGUCUAAGAUCUUUGCUGCAACUAUCUUAUACCUCACAAUGUACAUUAUUCUGCUGGUUCUUCUGCAUGUGCUGGAGGUUGCCACAGAAAUCGGUUUGAAGCUUCGAGAACGGCAGUGUUUUCACUCACGAUGCUUGUUACGUCGGGAUGCUUUAUGAACAUAUUUAUUAUAAGUUAAGGAGUUACAUUAAUCACCACUGACCAGAAAGUUAGUGUUGGGUCAUGUGAGCACUCAGACUCUGUAAAUCAUGUUUCUUAUUAUUAAAACUGUCAACAUUCA
This is a messenger RNA of Silurus meridionalis, 1592 nucleotides long. It is a transcript of the gene ubl4a, whose product is annotated as ubiquitin like 4A. NCBI's taxonomy places the organism in Eukaryota, Metazoa, Chordata, Actinopteri, Siluriformes, Siluridae. The record is from RefSeq and is a predicted model, not a curated record. Gene Ontology annotation, biological process: post-translational protein targeting to endoplasmic reticulum membrane. Gene Ontology annotation, molecular function: protein binding. The transcript is spliced from 4 exons. The coding region runs from base 284 to 757 and encodes 157 amino acids.